AUGCGUGUCAUGCAGUCUGAUCUGGCGAUCCUGAAUGCCGCCCAGUAUGAAGAUGGGCUCUCAUCAAGCAGAGGAGGCCAUGGUCCUGCUGUGCCGAUGAAAGCAAUCCCCUCUGUGCGCGAAGAAGCUCCUUCAAGGAAACGACCGAGGGCCGCCUCUACUGCUCAGGCAUCGCAGGCGGACCAUGAGGAGGACAAGAAGAGGGCAAGAGGUCGGCCCCGACUGGAUCCCAAAGACCAAACUCCGCAGGAUAGGCGACGUACUCAAAUUCGCAAUGCGCAAAGAGCCUAUCGAGAUCGCAAAGAGAGCGCCAUCAGUACGCUUGAAAAGGAAGUUGAUGGCCUAAAGGAAGCCAACGAGCAGAUGAGCUCAGCUUAUCGCAAACUUUUCGACCUCGCGACCAGGAAAGGGCUCCUCGAUGGCGCACCAGAGCUCAGUCAACAACUGAUGCAACUAGAUGCACUUGCCAAGACGGCUGGCAUGAACUCCCCCAAGAGCGAGGAAGAAGCCGAAUCGUCUGAUAGUGCCCGUGGGCGAAAGUCUAGCAACCCGUCAUCCGUGGCCGAUGCUCACACAGAAAGCCAUCAACAAAUGCAGCCUCAGCAACAUAAUCCUAUGCAGCAGCUUAUGGGUGGUAUCAUGGUCACACAUGAACCAUCAACCUUGCCCAGCCAGAUGCAUAGUCACCCAAUGCCAGGCGCCCCUUUCCACGGAAUGAGCAUGGGCUAUGAGAUCAUUGCCCAACCCACGUCCCAAAACGCGAGUUUCCCACAGACCCUUUCUUACGAUCAGUCAACGCUAUUUAAUACCAACUGGAUGCAAGCUCCAGCCGCCUGGAAUACCUUGUCAAGCCCGGCAAGCUAUGCACCCCAGGAACCUCAGUUUAGCCGGCGGCUGCAACGGACUGCUCUGCAACGAGCGGCAAAGCUGAUUUCCAUGAAGGACCCCCCACCAGAGAGGCUCACUCGAGUGUUUGGCUUCUCUCGCCUCUUUGAGACCUACGAACAGAUCCGCGAUCGCCUCAUGGCUUGUCUCGAUCGGACUGAAACGGAGGACCUAUCAUAUACAGGCUAUCCUCUCCAGACCGUAGGUGGUGCAGGUACGCAUUUCCCAGAGAUGCAUGCUGGCGGUCCUGGAAACGGCCUGAACCCAAAGACAUUUCCAGAGGCUCGACCUGGUCGGCCGGCCAGUCGUGCACCAUUUUCGGUAGGACCCUUCGAGAGGCAUACCGAGAUGAUUCGCAGGUCUCUAACGAGCCUGGCCGACUCCAUGCUUUUCCCAGGCUUCGAUGGCGUCUUCUGGGAUCCUGACGAAGUGGAUUUUUACUUGAAGUCGAAUGGUGUUCAUAUACCUGCCCGCGCUGAUUACCACGUCGUUGAGAUAUUGGAUGAUGCCUUUGCUGGUCCACCGCCUUCCCUCAUUUCCCAGACCGAAACAUUAUCACCAAGCGCAGUGCCAUCGAGUAACUCUUCGUCGAAUGCUAGUAUUGGCCAGCAAAUGCCAUCGACACUACAAACACCUUCAACAUCUGCAACAAGUCGCAGUCAUUCUAGUACCGAUGGAUCCAAUGACAAUGCAACGAUUCCAAUGAAUGUGCCGCUUGAUAUGUGGCAAUCGCACAUUUCCUCACAGGUAGACGCAGACGAACAGUUCUCUAAUGCCUACACACACGUUCCGCCUACGAACAUGGCCAAUUUCGCCUCCAACAUGCCGUCGGCCUUUGGUGAUCCAUCAUUGCUUGGGUCUGUACCUGGUCAUCACCACCAGCAUCUCCUCGGCAUGCCAGUAUCACACUUUGACGGUCUACCCACUUUCAUCCAGCCUCCGGCGCCGAGGAAACAGAGGUGGAACAUCAAUGUCGAGAAAUUCAUUGAUGAACUUAUUGCAAGGACCAUGUGUCUAGGCAGAACUCCUGGUUUCAGACCGCGAGAUGUCGAUGUAGCAUUUUGGGCCAGUGUGGUGGUUCCUGGAUCAUCCUAG
Molecule: messenger RNA, 1980 nt
Organism: Pestalotiopsis fici W106-1
Lineage: Eukaryota; Fungi; Ascomycota; Sordariomycetes; Amphisphaeriales; Sporocadaceae
Exons: 3
Coding region: 1-1980 (659 amino acids)
Biological process (GO): regulation of DNA-templated transcription
Molecular function (GO): DNA-binding transcription factor activity
Source: RefSeq, a predicted model, not a curated record